Molecule: messenger RNA, 2146 nt
Organism: Glycine soja
Lineage: Eukaryota; Viridiplantae; Streptophyta; Magnoliopsida; Fabales; Fabaceae
Product: CBL-interacting serine/threonine-protein kinase 10-like
Exons: 2
Coding region: 553-1944 (463 amino acids)
Biological process (GO): protein phosphorylation; signal transduction
Molecular function (GO): ATP binding; protein kinase activity
Source: RefSeq, a predicted model, not a curated record
UAACGAGUAAUAGCUCUAUUGAUUAAUUAAUUAAUUAAUUAAUAUAUUUAUUUUCUUCUUAUAACCCUUCACUGUAUCAUCAAAUCUCUAUUGUUUCUCUUUCUCUGGCUUGGUGCAGCUACAACCGUGUCUACCUCUGCUCUAUCUCAGUUCUCAAGAGUUCAGACUGUGGUUACACUCAGGAAAAUGAUUCAAAAUUUUCAGUAUACUUCUGAAGUUCCUCACCUACCUUUGGUACACAUGUAUGUACAUAUUCUUCAGCUGUGAUUGGAAGGUCAUAUACACAAAAAGGGGAUGCUGAGAGAUGUGCUGUGUCUCUGAAAUCCAUAAGGUUAUGUCCUUGCUAUCACUGCCCUGCUUAAUACUUGGUAAUAGUGGAGCAAAAAUCUCUAGCUCAUUCUUUCACUAUUCCUUGAUGCACAACACAAGUUUUUUUGUUGUGCCUGUUGUGUUAGUACAUUACCUGCGUGAAGACGGUUGAAUAGCUUAUUUGCUAUCAUAUAGAAAUUUUAAUUGGGUGAGGGAGUGGUAUUUUAUUUCUGUCCUACUUCAAUGUUUCCUAUGGAGAACACAUCAAACAUCUUGAUGCAAAAAUAUGAGUUGGGAAGGUUACUAGGCCAAGGCACAUUUGCAAAGGUUUACUAUGCACGUAGCACAAUCACUAACCAAAGUGUGGCUGUUAAAGUGAUUGACAAGGAUAAGGUUAUAAAAAAUGGGCAAGCUGAUCACAUUAAACGGGAAAUAUCGGUUAUGAGACUGGUUAAGCAUCCAAAUGUUAUUGAGCUUUUUGAGGUUAUGGCCACCAAGAGUAAGAUUUACUUUGUUAUGGAAUAUGCUAAAGGUGGAGAGUUGUUUAAGAAGGUGGCCAAAGGAAAGCUCAAAGAAGAAGUUGCACACAAGUAUUUUAGGCAGCUAGUGAGUGCAGUGGAUUUUUGUCACAGUCGAGGUGUAUACCAUAGAGAUAUAAAGCCAGAGAACAUUCUGUUGGAUGAAAAUGAGAAUUUGAAGGUCUCGGAUUUCGGGUUAAGUGCGUUGGCCGAGUCCAAACGGCAAGAUGGCUUGUUGCACACAACUUGUGGAACACCAGCCUAUGUUGCUCCUGAGGUCAUCAAAAGGAAAGGUUAUGAUGGUGCCAAAGCUGAUAUUUGGUCAUGUGGGGUAGUUUUGUUUGUCUUACUGGCUGGUUACUUUCCUUUUCAUGACCCUAAUAUGAUGGAGAUGUAUAGGAAGAUAAGCAAGGCAGAGUUUAAAUUUCCUAGUUGGUUCCCGCAAGGUGUUCAGCGGCUAUUGCGCAAGAUGUUGGAUCCGAAUCCGGAAACUAGGAUUUCCAUAGAUAAGGUUAAGCAAUGUUCUUGGUUUAGGAAGGGGCCAAAUGGUAGACAGAAAACACAAGAAGGGGAAAACCUGUGUGUCUCUCCUUCAGUUACAAAUCAUUCUGAACAAUGUGGUGAUGAAAGUGAUGAUUUAGCAGCAGAAGCAAGGGAAGAGCAAGUUGUGCCAGUAAGUAUAAAUGCCUUUGAUAUAAUCUCCCUUUCACCAGGUUUUAAUCUUUGUGGAUUCUUUGAAGACAGUAUUCAGAAAAGGGAAGCAAGGUUUACUUCAAGACAACCGGCAUCAGUCAUCAUCUCCAGGCUGGAAGAAAUCGCGAAGCAGAUGAGGAUGAAAAUAAAGAAAAGGGCUGCAGGUUUGUUGAAAUUGGAGGGCCUUCAUGAAGGUAGGAAGGGGAUUUUAUCCAUUGAUACAGAGAUCUUUGAGGUUACUCCACUUUUGCAUUUGGUGGAGGUGAAGAAAUCAAAUGGAGAUACAUUGGAAUAUGAGAAAAUACUGAAGGAGGACAUUAGGCCUGCUCUUAAAGACGUUGUUUGGGUUUGGCAAGGUGACCAACAAGAGCAAUCACAACAGUUGGAGCAACAGAAGCAGCAACAACAAUUACCACAGUCAUAAGUACAACAUUAUCUUAGUUUUUAAUGUCUCAUGCCUUAUAUUUGUGCAUUACAUAAUAUGAAAUUUUGUUUUGAAUAAUGCUGUCUCUUAUCUUUCUUCUGUUUUACAAUGCCAUGACCUUAUUGUAUUACGUCCUGUGUCUCAAAUUCUGUUGGCAGAUGUUUCUUUAGUUUUAAUGUUUAGUGGUUAGCAACCGUUUCUA